Molecule: messenger RNA, 2499 nt
Organism: Cercospora beticola
Lineage: Eukaryota; Fungi; Ascomycota; Dothideomycetes; Mycosphaerellales; Mycosphaerellaceae
Product: M28 family metallopeptidase
Molecular function (GO): carboxypeptidase activity
Source: RefSeq, a predicted model, not a curated record
UGGCCGCUUGGUAUGGCGAAGAUGCGCAAUAGCUUCGGCCAAGCUAUAGCGCAAUCGUUGGCCGUGCUUCGGCCAGCAAGAGGAUAUAUUGAACCGAGGCGCGACCUAGAGAAGCGGUCCAUGAUGGCGGGCGAACGUACGCCGCUCAUCCAGACGGUACCAGUAGCUGAAGAGAGGAAUCGCUAUCCCCAUGCUAGGGUGCGGCGUAUCUGUACCACGGUCAUCAGCUCCGUAAUCCUCCUAGCCGCGCUCGUGUUCCUCGCCAUCGCUGUCACGGGCAACGGAGACAUACUCACUGGCAAGCCUCGAACACAACCCGAGCACUUCGCGACCGCCGAACUUCCGCAUCCAGCGUGGCCUCAGUCGCAUGGCCUUGGCUAUAAAGAGUUGAAGAAGGUGCUGCUUGAAACACCGGACGCAAAGAAGGCAAGAGAAUGGAGCCAAUACUACACUGCGGGGCCACAUCUGGCAGGGAAGAACGAAAGCCAGGCACAGUGGACCAAAGACCUGUGGAAGCAGUUUGGAGUUGAUCAUGCAGAGGUCGUCUCUUACGAUGUCUACAUCAACUACCCGCUGGACCAUAGAUUGGCGCUACUGAAAGACGGCGAGGUCGCAUUCGAGGCUACCCUGGAGGAAGAUGUUCUCGAUGAAGAUCCAACCACAAACCUCACGGACAGAGUGCCGGUCUUCCACGGUUACUCAGCGGAUGGCGACGUGACAGGACAAUUCGUAUUUGCCAAUUACGGCACGUGGGAUGACUAUGAAGAUCUUGUCAAUGCUGGCAUCGAUCUGAAAGGCAAGAUUAUCAUCGCGAAGUACGGCCGCAAUUUCAGAGGCCUCAAGGUAGCUCGUGCUUCACAGCUGGGUGCAAUCGGCGUCGUUAUGUACAGUGACCCUGGUGACGAUGGCGAAAUCACAGAAGAGAAUGGCUACAAGACUUAUCCCGAAGGUCCCGCCAGGAACCCGAGCAGCGUACAGCGAGGCAGUGUCCAAUACCUGUCUUUCGCGCCUGGAGACCCAACUACGAUCGGUUAUCCCUCAAAGCCUGGUGUGCCUCGCCAGUCUGUCGAAGGUCACAUCCCGGACAUUCCAUCGAUCCCAGUUUCGUACAAGGAGGCGCUGCCGAUAUUGAAGGCACUCAAUGGACAUGGACCCAAAGCCUCUUCUUUCUCAAAGUACUGGCAAGGAGGUGGUCUUGGCUACAAAGGUGUCGACUACAACAUUGGUCCCUCACCGGAGUCGCUCACGAUCAACUUGGUCAACAGGCAAGAUUACGUGACGACUCCCCUGUGGAAUGCCAUUGGUGUCAUCAAUGGUACCGUCUCAGAUGAAGUCGUUGUGAUUGGUAACCACCGAGACGCCUGGAUUGCUGGCGGCGCAGGUGAUCCCAACUCUGGCUCUGCUGCUCUAAACGAGGUCAUCCGGUCCUUUGGCAAAGCCCUCGAGGCUGGCUGGAGACCACAUCGAACGAUCGUGUUCGCGUCAUGGGAUGGCGAGGAGUAUGGCUUGAUCGGCUCUACUGAGUGGGUCGAAGAAUAUUUGCCAUGGCUGUCGGCAAGCACUGUUGCAUACAUCAAUGUCGAUGUUGGUGCUCAGGGACCCAACUUUAAGGCCUCCGCGGCGCCUGUGCUCAACAAGGCCAUCUACGAAGUGACGAGUCAAGUGCAGUCGCCAAACCAGACUGUCAAAGGCACGACUGUUCGCGAUACUUGGAAUGGCCAUAUCUCCACUAUGGGCUCCGGUAGCGACUUCACGGCAUUCCAAGACUUUGCAGGCAUCUCUUCCAUUGACAUUGGUUUCGGAAAUGGUCCGAAUGAUGCCGUCUACCACUAUCACAGCAACUACGACAGCUUCUAUUGGAUGGACAAUUAUGGGGAUCCUGGCUUCAAGUAUCAUAUCACGAUCGCGAAGAUCAUCAGCUUGCUCGCAGCGAAGCUUGUUGAAGAGCCAAUCGUGCAGUUCAAUGCUACGGAUUACGCCACUGGAGUGCAAAAGUACCUCGACAGCGUGAAGAAGGUUGCGGAGGAGCAGCAGUGGGACUUGUCGACGGUCAAGGAUGCUUUCAAGCAACUCGACGAAGCUGCGUCAUACUUUCACGACGCAUCCGUCGAGUUCGACGCUUCCGCUACGCGCCUGGAGGAACACUUGAGCGAUGCGACGAUCUCAGACAAGAGAAAGAAGGCCAUCUAUCAAGCGGUCAAGAAGACGAACAAGAAGUACAAGUUCUUGGACCGUCAAUUCUUGCAUGCUGGUGGGUUGGACCAGAGGAGUUGGUUCAAGCAUGUGGUGUUCGCGCCCGGCAGAUGGACUGGGUAUGCAGGGGCUACGUUCCCGGGACUCGUGGAAUCUUUGGAGGAUCACGAUGAGAAGAACUUGCAGAAAUGGGUGGGCAUCAUUGCGGCGCGCAUCUAUGCUGCUGCGGACCUGCUGCUCGAGAAGUAGCAUCAGAUAUGUAGAGACUGUAUCCAUUCGCAAGUCGCUGCGGCUGCGUUGUGACGA